AUGAGGGUAAGUUUACUACUGGUUUUUGCGAUACUUGGACAGCAAUUUCAAGUGACUUUUACCUAUUUUUGGAAUGAAGCAGCGACCACUAAUCAGAGACCCGCUCCCUCUCCGAACGGCAAUACUCCAUCGAAUUUGGGAUGUUUCAUGUGCACCCAACUCCUCUCCGUCACCAAGCACCGAGUCGGUUUAUCCGAAAACCAGCUAAGAAAUCAAUUGUACGAAAAGUGUCGAGUACUUCCGUCAGUCUUCAAGGAGCAGUGCUUUGCUUUCGUGGAGACGUCGCUUCCCGAAAUCUAUUACUCGAUUAAUUACGAUUUGUCGUCGAAAGAUGUUUGUGUGAGAAUGAACUUCUGUGAUGAACAGAAUCCCUUUGCGGUCGGCGGUCCCCUACCCCCAAUCGAGUCAUCCACCAUGUUCCCUGAAGAUGACAUCGAAGAAAUUGAGAUUCCAACCACUACAACCAGAAGACGUACCACAACAACUACUACACUUCCCACAACCACUACACGAGCAACGACUACAACUACACGAAGCCCUCCACCAUCACCUCCGAUGGUUCCAGAGAGAAGAGAAGAGCGUACAGAUCGAAUUGGGCAUAAAAAUGUUCUUGAGAUAAUAAUUCCACCACCACUUCGUCCAAAAUAUGUGUCUCGAAAUACAAUCGUUGAAACUUCUCGAGAAAAAGUGGUGGAGAAAGAAGAAGUGGACGAAAAACGAUUGACAUGCUCUUUCUGCGAACGGAUGCUCGAGAAUGCCAAAAAUUAUGCAGUUACGUCGAAGACGGACAUAACCUCAUUCGCCAACACAGCCUGUGCAUCGCUUCCCAAAGGACGAACCUCUGAUCAGUGUUACCAAAUGGCUGAUAAGAAAAUCGCAGAAUUGGCGAAAUUUGUGGAUCAACAAGUGGUAGAUGCUCUGUGGUGCGCCGAAUUGAAUCGGUGUUGA
Caenorhabditis briggsae is the source of this 948-nucleotide messenger RNA. RefSeq names its product Protein CBR-SPP-7 (gene Cbr-spp-7). The transcript has 7 exons. The coding region runs from base 1 to 948 and encodes 315 amino acids. The record is from RefSeq and is a predicted model, not a curated record. Lineage: Eukaryota; Metazoa; Nematoda; Chromadorea; Rhabditida; Rhabditidae.